Messenger RNA from Xylaria bambusicola, 1539 nucleotides. RefSeq lists its product as uncharacterized. The transcript is spliced from 2 exons. Bases 44 to 1150 code for a protein of 368 amino acids. The record is from RefSeq and is a predicted model, not a curated record. Lineage: Eukaryota; Fungi; Ascomycota; Sordariomycetes; Xylariales; Xylariaceae.
UUCAUUGAAAGUUUCGAAUUGCAAAGCUCAAUAGUCUAUACUUAUGGCAGAUGUUCUUAUCAACAAGUUCAAUGACAGAGUCGCUAUCGGUUUGGGUGAGGUUUUAUGGUCUUGGCAACGCUGCGACGGCUGCCAGGCAAAUAUGAAAUGUCAAACAACUGUUUGCUCAUCCUACAUUUCUCGAGCAAAGCGGUACAUGAAGUACUACGAGGCACUCGUAUUGGACUAUCACGAUGAACUGCCUCUUGAAGGGCAGCCUUUCAAGACUCACGGCGAUAUUUGGAAAGCCAUUUUGCUGCUUACAACUCAUCCAGAACUUACACGCGCUGAAUUCUCUAGGCUCAUCUCGGCCCCUUCGGUGGCACCUGUGAAUCACAACUUGCUGAUAGAUGCAACAACUCUGGUUGUAAAGAUUGUCUGCAUGACAGACUGUUCCAGUUUAUACUAUUCGCCCAGACGGUUGGAAGAGGGAAAUAUGGGCUUGGUCUGGGGCGAUCAGACCCCCUUCGAGAAAUAUCUGCAAGACUUAUUCGCUACACAAAGUCACCCGGUUUGGUCAAGCCAACAUGGCCAAAACGAGGUCUUGUGCACAAGAAGGUCUCGAAUGAGGGCCACAAAGCUCAGAAAACACUUGGGCUUGACAGUAUGUCCAACACACGAGAUCAGGGAUCAUUUACGUCUUGAUACCCGACGCAAUGAGAUCAAGAUAUUUCAUUAUACCUCCUUUAUCAAGGAAAAUCUGAAAGCAAAGAGAAACUCCUCGGUUAUAAAUCUGUUACCCAGGCAGCUAUUACUCGAAAUACUAGAUUCUACCCAGCGCAUUCUAUUCCCCUUGAGCGAUGCCAAGUCUAGGAAGCUGUUAAGACACCUGAUUUCCAACAGCGACUAUGCCUUUGACCCUGAAAUCGAGAAAUUCGAGCUGAGUAUAUUCUCCAACCCUGGAGAAGAAAAUAUACCGUAUGUAUACCUUGCAGAACGACUGGAAGAACUGUUUCAAGAGUUACAAAGUCCUAAGCCGCGAACAUGGUUGGAUAAACAGAUGCAAAGGCGAAGUGGCGCAAGGUACAGUGAGUUUCCCAACCACGUGCGAUCAAAAUCCCCAGACAUAUUUGCAAAACAAGUAUCCAUUACCCAAAUUUCUAUCCGAUAGUUUAAUAAGAUAAGUCCUAAUACUGAUAUUGAUGUAUAGUGAUGUUGGCAACAUUGAUUGGUGUGGCAUUUGCGAUUGUAUUAGGUGUUCUCUCCUUGAUCUUGAGCUCAGUCCAAACCUGGAUUACGUAUCAAGCAUGGAAACACCCAAUAUAGUUGUCAGUCGUUGGUUAAUAUAAUAAUUACUACGAAGUCUCUCAUCGUAUCCAGUGCUGUGUACGUGAGCGCAUGAUACUAGGCGUUAUUAUCGAGAGGAGUUAUUUCAUUGCUUUAUCACAACCCAUAUGUCUCCUAUAUUCACAUCUAGUCCCUAAAGGUAGUAUGUUCAAGCUGGUUUACAUCUACAACUAGGUGGUCAUGUUCAUUUUGAAAAAAAAAAAAAAAUAAAAU